Amphimedon queenslandica is the source of this 1160-nucleotide messenger RNA. Its product is annotated as calcium uniporter protein, mitochondrial-like. Gene Ontology annotation, cellular component: uniplex complex. The coding region runs from base 30 to 1010 and encodes 326 amino acids. Gene Ontology annotation, biological process: calcium import into the mitochondrion; mitochondrial calcium ion homeostasis. The transcript has 7 exons. Lineage: Eukaryota; Metazoa; Porifera; Demospongiae; Haplosclerida; Niphatidae. Gene Ontology annotation, molecular function: calcium channel activity; uniporter activity. The record is from RefSeq and is a predicted model, not a curated record.
UACGGAUAAUUCUCAGGAAAUCCUGCAAUAUGGCAGCCAGCAAGAGGUUCCUUUGUUUCUUUUCUCCUCCUUUCAGAGCCAGAGGUUGUAGCCCCGGCUUAAUGAUGAACAGGAGCAGUUUGGGAUUUCUGAAAAGGCGGUAUUCUAGUGGAUAUGGAGACAAUGUUCAAGUGUUUGUGAGACAUGGUUUCCCUGUUCUCUCUCUCCCUCUACCCUCACGUCGCGAAGUAUGCGAAUUCACAAUUCGUCCUUACCUUCAAAACGUUGGUAGCCUCCUCAACGAUAUAAAGGUGGAGGAUGGAGGUAUUGAUAGAGUUGCUGUUUAUUCUCGUGAUGGACAGAGAGUCUCACAAUCGACUAGCCUUGACCUGUUGCUCCAGGGAGACUUUGAAAUUGAGAUUAAUGACACUCGACACAAGAUUCAAGUCCCAGAAGAAGUUUAUAGUGUGCCAGUUGAAGGUGAAAGAGCAUUAUCUGACGUUAAGAACAUGAUCCACAAGCUGUACACAUCCCUCAAUGUUGACAAACACCAGCUAAGCAAGGAGAGGGAGUUACGGAAGCAGUUAGAAGAGAUAAGGUCGGAACUAGCUCCACUAGAGUCCCAGUGCCAGGAGCUCAUGGAAAAGAGCGCCAAACGUACGACGUACCUCAGCUGGGGGCUCCUGGCGUACAUGUGUGCUCAGACUGGGUUCUUUGCUAGACUCACUUUCGUCAACUAUUCUUGGGAUUUGAUGGAACCCAUAACGUACUUUGUGACGUACACAACCAGCAUACUCUGCUUUGCUUACUUUGUCAUCACGAGACAGGACUUUGUAUAUCCUGAUUGGUACAGUAGGGAAAAGAUGAAGAGAGUUUACAGUAUGGCCCAGACCAAGAAGUUUGAUGUAGAAAGGUUUAACCAUCUGAAGGACACGAUGAUGAAAGUUGAAGGUGAGAUUGAGCGGCUCCACGAUCCACUACAACUGAACCUUCCUACUCCACCAAUCAAGCCAGCUCCUUCCAACGAAUAGGAAGCAACGGGAGAGAGAGCUCUAUUUUUGUUACUAUUUUUAGACUCAAGAGAUUUUGGUAGCAAUAUAUUAAGCAUAUUAUUAUUAUUAGUAGCAUCGUGUUUUAUUUUUGACGGGUAGUCCAUUGAAUUUUAGAAUUUUCAAAACCAA